GGCGGGUGUCCACCUCUUCCCGCCGCGUCCUGGGUCGUGAGCGCGCGGCCGGCUGGGUCUCUGCUGGGUCCCCGCGCGCUGUCGGCUCGGACGGAACUGCGGAACCGGGCCGAGCCCAGGCAGGUUUUGCGGAACCCGACCGAGCCCGGGCAGGGCCCCCGGGCCGCCUCGGCGCUGCCGCCUGGGCGCGCCUGCUGCUGCUCCCGCAAGCCCCGCACGGCCGCGGAGGGGCCAGGCCCGGGGCCCCUGAGACGGGCGCGGCGGGGAGCCGGGAGGUAUUGCCGAGCUCCGGAGCACUGCGUGCCAGCCAGGUCACAGGUGGGAGGCCGGGUGCCUCACCUGGAUGGCAGGUCGGCCCGACUGGAGCUUGGCUGCCUUUGGAAAUACUCCUGUCCACACCUCAGUUGGCCCCGAUGGUGAGAACACAGUGAAGGAGACGCAGCUGCGGAGGUCAGGCUCAGCGGUGCAGCCAGGGGCGGAGGUCGGCGGGACAUCGGCCGGUGUCUCCAGGUUCCAGAGACCUUCUCAUGGGAGGGCAGAUAAGUGCUUCUGGAAGCUUCCACAGUCUGCCCUGCCCCAUGGAUAAUGCAGACUGGAUGUCAGCACUGUGUCCUCGGCUCUGGGAUGUGCCCCUCCACCACCUCUCCAUCCCAGGGAGCCACGACACCAUGACGUACUGCUUGAACACAAAGUCCCCCAUUUCCCACGAGCAGUCCUGGCUGCUUCAGCUUCUGGGCAAGGUCCUGCCGUGUGUCACCCGCCCUGUGGUGUUGAAGUGGUCCAUCACCCAGGCACUGAACAUCACUGAGCAGCUGGAUGCUGGGGUGCGGUACCUGGACCUGCGGAUUGCUCAUAUGCUGGAGGGAUCCGAGAAGAACCUGCACUUUGUCCACAUGGUGUACACGACUGCACUGGUGGAGGACACACUCACCGAGAUCUCUGAGUGGCUGGAAAGCCACCCCCGAGAGGUGGUCAUCCUGGCUUGCAGAAACUUUGAGGGGAUGACGGACGACCUGCACGAGUACCUGGUGGGCUGCAUUAAGAACAUUUUUGGCGACAUGCUGUGUCCCCGAGGGGAUGUACCUACACUGCGUCAACUAUGGGCAAAGGGUCAGCAGGUGGUCCUGUCCUAUGAAGAUGAGGAUGCUGUGAGCCGACACCAGGAGCUAUGGCCAGGGAUCCCCUAUUGGUGGGGCAACAAGGUGAAGGCCCAGGAACUGGUCUGCUACCUGGAGCAUAUGAAGAGCUGUGGACGCCCAGAUGGACUGUUUGUGGCGGGGAUCAACCUGACAGAGAACUUGGAGUACGUCCUCGUGCACCCAUCCAAGUCCCUCAAGAAGAUGACACUUCCCAGCCUGCCAUACCUGUGCGCGUGGGUCCGAGAACAGUAUCCUGGGCCCGGUGGGCGCUGCACCAACAUUAUCGCUGGCGACUUCAUUGGUGCUGACACUUUUGUCAGUGAUGUCAUCAGGCUCAAUGAUAAGCUGCUGGGAUGCUGACCAGUCCCACCCUUCUGAACAUACACUUGACCAGAAUGCAGGGAAUAGAGGGGCCCCAGGAUGGGGCCAUGGUCUCUGCUGCUUUGGCCCAGCAUGCCCAUGGCAGGAGCUGGGCUCCCCAUUCCUUAGGGCUCCUUUCGCCUUCGGUACUGAUGAGCAUGCUGCCAAAUAAAGGCAGAAUCAGGUCUACCAGGAUGGGUGGUCCUAGAGAAGAGCUGGGGCGUGUCUGUUGGGUUGGAAGAAGUCUUAGGGCUGAGUCAUGUGCAUUGUGGAGAAAGGUGUAUUGGUUGGAAAGGGGAGUGAUGUCAGGGCCCCCUGAGAAAGCCACUCUUAGGAGCAGAAGGGAUCCCCUAGCUCUAAUCCUGAGGAAGCUGUGCUCUUUCCCAGCUCUUGUUUGAAUCUGCUUUUCCAGCAGUUGACGGGGUGAGAUAUGGGGGAAUCUGUGCCCCAAAUGAGGAGAGUGUAGUGUUUGCUCUUCAGAAAUGGACAGAGGCCUCCCAGGAUGCAUCAUCAGUAGGUGUGAGGAAGCCAGUGGCAGGGGUGUUUUGAGGAAUGGCCCAUGCAAGCCUGUGGCCAGUCUCCAGUUACUCCUGCAGCACCCAAAGACUCGCCUCUGCCCCUUCAGAGAGGAUCCAGACCUGCCUCCUCCCUUCACCCACACUCAGGCCAGCAAGAGGCUUCCCAUUCUACAGUGCUCCAGAAAUGAAGCACUGUUCCUUCCCACUGUGACUCUCCCCUCACACCUGUUCCCUCAUACCUGUCUCGCCUCAAACCUUGUGACUGUCCUCUCACACCUGUCCCCUCACACCUUGGUUUCCCCUCACACUUGAGUCUCCCCUCACACCUGUGACUGUCCACUCACAUCUGAAUCCCCCCUCACAUUCAUAACUGUCCUGUGACUCUCCCCUCUAACACAUGUGUAACCUUAUCCCUCUGCCACUCUAGUCCAUCACCUCUACCUCCACCACAUACCUGUGAUCCUUCCCUUUCCCCCAAAGUGACAGUGGAUAUUUAUCAGCUUUCUUGGGUCUGUUAUCCAUUUGGCAUCCAUUCCUCAUGGCACCCGUGAUAUGAACACAGCACCCAUUUGAGACCUGAAACCUCAGGAGCCUACCCUCAGCUGGCUGAUCCCUGGAAAUGAGCAGUUUCUUGGUGCAGUGGGCACCUCCCACUGAACUGGGCACUGAGUGUUCCCCUGCCGCAAAUUUCUCAGGGCUGGUGCACUCCUGUGGCCCAGGCCUGCCAGAAUCAGCAGAUGAUUCUCACCUGUGCUGCCUUGCCUGCCUGUCCCUGGGAAUGCACAGCCUGUUUCCCAAACACGUUCUGCUCUCCCAUGAUCCUAUGUGGUGUGCCUCUCUUGUGGGAGAUGGGAGGGACCUUUCUCCCAAGGGCUACAUGUCCAUGUACCCCACCCACUCUUAAGAGACUCCAUCUCACUCAAUCCCUUGCUCUGCUUUUCGGCACCAGCAUCCACAUCAGGAACUCAGAGCCACAACCCAGCUCCUCUUGUAUAUAGAGCUUCACCAAACUGGUGUGAGUUCUUUGCCAAAGGGCAGAUUUAACCCAGGCUCACUCCAUUCCAUCUCCAGAGGGUCCCAAGAAUCAUGUGUAUGUCCUGUCCUGGAACAUCCCUUCUACAGCAAAAGGAUACUGGACAGUCAACUUUCUUAGGCCAGUCUUGAAAACGACUGUCCACAUUGCAGCAUGUUCUCUUGGGAUCAAACCUAUCAUUUUCACAAAGAUCUUCUGGCAUCUUUUGUCACCGGAUGCUAUGAUCUUUCAAAGACCUCAAGAAUCCAGAAAGACAAACUCACAAGCCGUCCCACUGGCUGCCUCAGCCUGUUUCCUGGGUCAGAACUCCAAAGCAUUUAGUCUACAUGGCUGAGAAGAAGGACCAUGCAUGGCCACAGAUCCAUGGCUUGAUAGUCAUGUUUCCCUCUAAACCCACAAAACUGUGGUCACCUCAGGCCUGUGGUUGGAUGGACUCCACAUGAACCAGUUCAUUCUAUAGAAGUCAGGAGGCAUCGGGCAGACAGGGUUCUGGCUGUGCUACCCACAGCAUUGUUGGCAGCAUUCAUGAAAAUACACAGGAAGGGAUUUCCAAAAUGCUGACAGAGCACUUACUUCAGGUCAUGCAGCCUAUAAAAAUGUGCUUUUAGUUUGCUAUGGAAAGUCAGAACUGGAUCAAAAAUUUGAGUUUCCCAUUUUAAGCUUGCCCAUGAGGCCUGAUGUGUAGAUUCUGCAUUUCGGUUUUACAGAUGAAUGUCUGAGAUCUGUGCGGGGAGGGACAUGCCCUUCAGAAAGUUCCACUCUGUGAUGACUCGCAGCCAUACACACACCUGCACCUGUGGGGAAGGGCCCUUCCUUAUUUCCGGUCAAUAAAGGUCAAAGCAUCACACAA
Messenger RNA from Sorex araneus (European shrew), 3900 nucleotides. RefSeq names its product phosphatidylinositol specific phospholipase C X domain containing 1 (gene PLCXD1). Gene Ontology annotation, biological process: lipid metabolic process. The record is from RefSeq and is a predicted model, not a curated record. The transcript has 8 exons. NCBI's taxonomy places the organism in Eukaryota, Metazoa, Chordata, Mammalia, Eulipotyphla, Soricidae. Bases 528 to 1499 code for a protein of 323 amino acids. Gene Ontology annotation, molecular function: phosphoric diester hydrolase activity.